CCAAUAUGUGUUUAUUUCUGUGUAUAGUAAACACUUUUCAAGUUUGAUUUGAUUUUAUGAAGUGUUUAAUUAGAUAAAUAAGUUUAGGGGUUAUGUUUAGGGUGUGGACGACUUAUAUUUCAGUCGUCUGUUGAAUAAUUUACACGGACGACGUAUAUUUCAGUCGUCCACAUCGUACCGAACCUUUAAUUUUACCAAUGUACGUUUUAACCUAACCGGAUCAUUUACCGGACAUAUAAAAGCUAUUUUUUCACUUUCACAAUUUUACGAAACCCUAGCGCCGUUUCUCUCCAACGGCGAUUUCGAAGGCGAUAAGACGAAAACCCUACCGUGGUCGUGUUCCGCCGUUAUCUUCGCCGGUAAUCUCUCCGAUUACGACGAAUCUCGUUUCUCCUUCAUGCCGUAGAGUAUUUUCGUAGUUUAAACUGACCGUCCGCUUCUUUUUUUCAGAUCUGAAAUCUCGUUUGCCAAACUCCGCCGCCGAUCUGUAACGGCUUGGGGCCACAUCUUCUCCGACCAUAUCUUCUCGGACAAUAUAUUCUCCAACUGCCUUUAAAUGGAUUUACCAGAAUUCCCGCCGAGGAUGUUUACAUUAGGAGAAGAGCCUGAUGCAAUCAGGAGCAUUUCGUAUCAUUCUGAUGACACGAAGUUGUUUAAAGCUCUAUGUGAUUGUCUCACAGCUGACAAAUAUGAGGAUCUGAAGGCGUCGAAGUUAGGAGUGUUCAUCAAAUUCAAGGAGCUUGACUUUGGUUGGACUUCAAGGCUGGUACAUUUUAUGCUCUCUUUCCAGCUAGACAUCAAGAAGAAGUUUGAGCUCUGGAGUCUUGUCGUUUCACAACCUGUGAGGUUUUCACUGAUAGAGUUUGAAUACCUCACUGGGCUGAACUGCGAUUACAUCAAGGACCUGGAAAAUCCAAGGUGUGAGGUUACGACGGAGAUGGCUGCUUUCUGGGAGAAGAUGCGUGUUGAUAUCGAUACUGGGCCAAGUAUUGAUCAGAUAACAGAAGCAUUUUACAACUGCGACGAGUGGUCUCGGGAUGAUCGCAUGCGGCUGGGAUACCUUGCCAUCUACGCAGGGUACAUCGAAGGGAAAAAGUUCUCAUCCGCUACAUCAGCUAGUAUUGCAAGGCUAGUGAUGGAUUUAGAAAAAUUUGAGAAUUAUCCAUGGGGGAGAGUGGCGUUUAAGGUGCUGAUGGAUUCUCUGAAGGCAAAACACUUGACGCAAACUGGUUACACUGUUGAUGGGUUCAUACAAGUGCUCCAAGUGUGGGCGUACUAUGCUCUGCCAGAAUUGGGUGCUAAUUAUGGGUCUCCCGUACCAAACAGACCGUCUCCACUGUUGCUGGCUUACAAGGGUGGCAAAAGACAACGCAAAUUUUUUAAGGCUGCUAUCAAUAAACAGACUAUCGUGAAGAACUUCGUUCAGAAGGAUUUUGAUGAAAUGUUUCCAAAAUGGGACGGAGACGUAGAUGACCCUGCCGCGGAUAACAUAAUUAAAGUCAUGUUUAAUGAUCCUGGAUGGGAGUGGACCAUGGAAUGCUGGCCAGUCACCGGUACUCGCAAGGUUGUGAAGAUGGAAGUGAUUCCAGUGAAGAAUGAAGUGAGUCCCGUGAAGUCAGAGAGUGUUGUGAAGGAAGAAAGUAGCAGACCUCGGAAGAAAGCUCGUAAAGGGUCUUCUGUUUCUGCUGAGAAACCUGCGGCGGGUAGUGAAGGUCAGCAGAUUGAAAAGACCUUGAAGGACAUAUCUGAUGCCAUUAAUCUUGGCUUUGGGACGUGUCUUAAGGAGCUCAAGUUACUGGCGGAUAGGAUUGAAGCUGUGGAGAAGAAGGUGGGAAUCACCAACAGAGGGGGUUCAUCUGAUGAUCGUCAACUUACAACCACUUCAAAUCCACCAAAACCUGUUGACGAACCCGGGAGUGAAAGUGUGAAUGGGGCGAAAGCAGGACAGAAGGAAGCCAAAGAACCGAGUCUUACUACAGAACCGAGUUCCUCGAGAGAGCUCUGUCUUGUGAGUCCUGCAGACGACUUACCGAGUGAAGAUCCUAGCCUUCUUAUAUUGGACAAACAAGUUUCGACCGCUUCAGAUUUACUCGUUGAAGAAGCUAGAAGGCAGACAAAGAAGGAGACUGCUUUGGUGAAUCUCCGUAAAAAAAGUGUGCGAGAAAGGAAGCUUGCUCCCACACAGCAAACUCCUUUUAAGGGAAACAGCACUGCCAAACAGAUCAUUCCAAACAAACAGGUUGGCGGAGGCUAUGAUCCUUUUGCACCUAUAAACCCUGUGUUGCUUCCGGGGUUUGCGUCCUCUCAUCCUGGAUAGCUCCAACCAAGAUUGCCAUCU
Messenger RNA from Brassica rapa (field mustard), 2338 nucleotides. RefSeq lists its product as uncharacterized. NCBI's taxonomy places the organism in Eukaryota, Viridiplantae, Streptophyta, Magnoliopsida, Brassicales, Brassicaceae. The record is from RefSeq and is a predicted model, not a curated record.